Messenger RNA from Papilio xuthus (Asian swallowtail), 4749 nucleotides. RefSeq lists its product as uncharacterized. The transcript has 21 exons. Gene Ontology annotation, molecular function: lipid binding. NCBI's taxonomy places the organism in Eukaryota, Metazoa, Arthropoda, Insecta, Lepidoptera, Papilionidae. Bases 164 to 3586 code for a protein of 1140 amino acids. Gene Ontology annotation, cellular component: endoplasmic reticulum. The record is from RefSeq and is a predicted model, not a curated record.
UCUUGAUCGAAUCAAGUAUCAUUUGGUUUCAUUGUAUAUUUUGACCAAAUAUUCCAUCUAUUACUUAAAAGUGCUUAUUAUCAAGUUUUAUGCAUCGUAUGAUGUGAUCCUUAUUUAUUCUAAACACUAAUCCUAUUAUGCAGAACUAUUUUUGUUGAAAAAUAUGGAGGUGUCAGGCGCGGGGAAAUCACCCAAUGCAACACUAUCAUUUAGAUAUAAUGCAAAUAAUGAAGAGUUAGAGGAAUUAUUUCAACCAUGUGAAGAUGAUCCUCCAACCCCACAAUGUGAACCACCAGUUAAAGAACCUAUAAGUGCCAGCCCAAAACGUGGGGACAAAACAUCAAUCAUAGAUAAAUAUUUCAAGUCUAUGCGCACUGAAAAAACAAUUGACAAACAAGAUGACUCCAAACAAGCAGAGAGUAAAUCUAAUGAAGAAAGUAAAAGUCCAGUUCCACCAAAAGAAGUCUCUUCAUCUCCAGUAAAAGACUAUCUAAACAGAUUAGGUAAAAGAAGUACUUCUGAGUCUAUACCUGAAGGAAAAGAAAGUGCCAAUGAGACUUGGAAGAUAUUCCAUGAUUUCAAAUUCAAAAUAGCUCAAGCUGUUGAAGAUAUGAAAACUAGAUCAGUGGAAGAAACAAAAGAGAAAUCUCUACCUCGAGAGAGUUCGACUUCAGAUUCUGAAGAAAACUCAGCAAUUAAAGAUACUGAUCAGCAUAGUAUAGGAGACACAGAUAACCAGGUUUCCUCUCUUGACAGUAGCAUACAAAAUCUCUCUGAAAUGACUCAACCUUUAACAGCAAAGGCUUCAGAGCGCGAUUUAAGCCUUGCUAAUAAAAAUGCAACUGAUUCAAGUGAAGAUACACAUAAAAUACUAGGUCAUAAUGAAACUAUAGAAGUUCCGAAAGAUGAUAAUGUUGAAAUAGAGUCAGGUGUGGAGGCAUUAGAGGAUACGAUUGAUGCAUUUGGAGAUGUAACACAGUUAGAUUCAGAGUCACAUGAUAAACCCAUUGAAAUCACAUCAGCCAUCCCUCAACCUUUAGUCGCUCCUAUGGACUUUAACUUUCCACCGAGCAAAAAUGGCUUAAAUAAUAAUAACGAAACAACCAGAACAAGAACAAACUUCUUCAAUUGUACUAUGUACUUUCUCACAAUUUUCCUAUUAUUAAAUUAUAUUUUGUUCCCGAAUUCAAAUGUUUGGAUCGGUUUUCUAUUAGGUCUUUGGGUUUUCUAUUUUAUAACAUGUUUCAAGACAUGGGUGUUAGAUAAUUAUUUUAGUGAAUGGGAACCCAAGAGGAGUUUUUAUCAAUUUAAACAGAGCAAUGAUGUGCCUGUUGCUUAUACAAUACCUGCAGUUAAAGAACAUACACCUAUGAAGAAAUACGAGGGUUGGAUAAACCAUUACAGGUGUCCCGAUUACGAUCCGUAUACAUACCACAUAAAUAAAACAACUACUGCAUUUAUGAAAUUGGAAGGUUGUAAUUUACGUUUAUCCUAUACAACGACGAAAAUCGCCAAGAGGGCAUUAUGGGACGAAAAAAUAGAGAAUGUUGCAUUUUAUCAACACAGACUCUACAAUUUAACAGGAGCUCGAAUUAUUUUGCUGCCAAAAGGUCUCGUUAGAAGAAGGCAAUGGAGCAAGAAAUAUCCCAUCUGCAUAAUACUCAAUGAGAAGGAAAAGAUUCAAGUAUUAGAAAAGGAAAAUGGGUCGGUAGAAAAAAAACUUGCCGAAUCAACAGAAAAGAAAACUAAAGAACAAAUACCGGCACAUGAGACAGAGAGUACGGAGACGAAUACGAGUCCUGAAAAAAAGAAGAAAUUUAUAUGGAGAAGACGGGAAAAGAGUAAUUCGCAAAGCGAAAGUGAACCUGGAAAGGAAGGUUUGAGACAUCGACUUGUAAGAAAAAUACAUCGAGACAAACGGUCAGACAGUUUGUCAUCAUCAGCGGACACAGACGUGCCGGUGACGAGCGACAAGUCGCCGCAGUCGGAGGAAGCACCGACUCCAGAGCCUGACCCCGACCUCGCCUCCAAGUCCGCCACCAGUACUAAAGAUGAUAACGAUGAUGAAAUCGAUGAUAGCGAAUUGUCGCGGAUUAAAGAGUUCUUGGAUGAAGCGGAGUUGGAAGGCACCGGGGAGGGCGGGCCGGAAGGCGAGUGGAGCCUACACGUGAAGCAGUCGCGCGACAAACACGCCCAUCUCUUUCUUUUUGCGCGCACCGGCCGCGACAAACACGAAUGGUACCGUCGUCUGAACGCCGCCAUAUCUGAAGCGAAUGCGUCGAACGAAUCAUCUAUAGUGGAAGAAAAGCUGGGGAAUGACGCGCAGGAAACCAAAGACGGCAUCGAGCUCGCUGUGUAUAAGCUGACAGAAAAGGAUACAAUCGCAUUUGGCAAGAACAAAACAAGUGAGGUGACAUCAGAGGUGUUUCCACCAUACCCGUCGCAGUCGGAGUCCUAUGAGAAGACAUUCUGGCCGUACCUAUUUAAAAUAAUACAGUCGCACCAAAGUAAACAGCGUCACACGAGCGAGGUGGGCGUGAUGUGUCAGCUGGAGCCCUCGCCGCACGACCGCGCCAAGCCCAAGAAGAAGAAGAAAGGCAACCCGCAGAGCUCUGUGGUGGAGUGCGAGUGCCGCACGCUGCCGGCGGAGGUGACGUGGGUGAACACGGUGCUGGCGCGGCUCAUGUUCGACGUGAUGCGUGACCCCGCCACCAUCGCACGCUUACAGAACAGGAUACAGAGGAAGCUUAACACGUUAAAGUUGCCGUCAUUCAUGAGUCCGCUGGUGGUGACGGAGCUGUCACUGUCGGGGGCGUGCCCGCUGGUGCGCGGCGUGUCUGCGCCCGCGUGGGACGAGCGCGGCGUGUGGCUCGACGCUGACGUGCGAUAUGACGGCGGAGCGCACAUCUCUAUACUUACACAGAUCAAUCUCAUGAAACUUAAGGAGAAAAAUGUUACUCUGGAAGACCAAUUGAUGGCGACCACAGAAAACGUUGAAGAAACUGACGUAAAUUGUCCCACGACCACUGGCGCAGAGAAACAGUUGAGAAAACGCAAGCCGGCUAUAUAUGACAGUGACAUAGAAGACUCCGCGGAAUCGAGCAGUGAUGAUGACAGUCCGCUGGUGCAGCCUGUAGACAGCGGCGAGAACGUCGUCAUAUCUGACUCCUCAUCAACAAUGACAGAAGGAGGAUCAUCAAAGAAGAAGUUCCUUCGAAUGGUCGACAGGAUUGCAACUAAUAAAUAUUUUCAACAGGUGACUGACUACAAGUACGUGAAGCGCGCGAUGGAGGGCCUCUCCAACACGGACAUCAAGCUGCAGCUGGAGGUGCACGGCCUGGAAGGACGCCUCGCCCUCAACCUGCCCUCUCCGCCACAUGACAGGAUAUGGAUAGGUUUCCGCACGAAUCCGCAACUAGUGCUGCGCGCGCGACCCGCAGUGGGCGCUCGUGCGCUGCGCUUCGCUCACAUCUCCAACUGGAUAGAGCAGAAGUUGACCAGAGAGUUCGAGAAAGUUCUAGUGCUGCCCAACAUGGAGGACAUACUGAUAGACCUCAUGACACCCACGCCCGUCAGCUUUGAGUGAACUUCUGUAAGUUAAUCCAAAUUAUUAUAAUGAUGUGAUUAUCUUUUGACUUGUUAAUUAUUUAUACUAAAAUGCGAUCGUCGAACUAUCUUGUUUUUUUUUCGAUUUAUAUUCUCAAAUGUAAAGAAAAUAGUAAUCUAAAAUCUAUAAAUGGACUGGCUAUAAGUCGUUGUAUUCUGUGCCUAUUUCAUUAUCGCCAUGUUGGCUUAACGGGCACGUUUAAAUCGGAACUAAGCCGUAAUUCCAAAGCCAUCGCCUUCGAUCCAUUUAUAUAGUUUUCAUACAUUUUUUUUAAUAUUGCUCACUUUAGUAUGUGAAAAUAGUUUUGGCAUUAAACGUGAUAUGGAAUUAAUAAGUCAAGAAAUAAUCACACUUAUUAUGCAAAGUAUAUGGGCCAAAAUAUUGUAUCUCGAUUUUUCAGGUAAUAUUCCCUAAUUAUUGUCAAAUGUUAAUAAAAUUGUUCUUCGUCAAAAAGUAAAAAAAAAAGUAUAAAGACAAAGUAUGGAAAGUUAACUUGUUAAGGCAAAGGAAAUAUCAUUCUGCCACCACAGAUAAAUAUUUAAAAUAAAAAAAUGUAAAGUUUUUUUUAUUCCAUUGCUACUAUUUUUUGUAGACGCACAUUCAAUCCAUUAAAAUAAUGGCGUCAAAUUUUUAAAAUAUUUUUUUUUAAUUUAUCAUCACAAUUUUUUUAUUUAUUUUUUAUCAUUGCAUUAAAUUCCAAAGUAUCGAUAACAGAAUUUAUUGAAUUAUUCUAUAUGAAAAUUUACCAAGUUCCUUUGUAUUUAGUCAAGGAUUUCUCGAAGUUACUGAAUAAAAAUUAAUAGUGAGUUUGCAUUUAAUUGUACUAUCAAGUUACUAUUUUAGUUAUAGACAUUAUAAAAAUAGAUAAAAGAUAUUUUUAAUAUAGUUGACCGUUUUCGUAAGUUUUUUUUUUAAUGAUUAUUGAAUUAAAAAUCGAUUCGAAAACCGUUUCUAAUCGAUUUUCUUGUGAAAUCGAGUUUGUCUUUAUAUGUGUAAAAUAAGUACCAUGUUCAAAUACAUAUUAGGCAUUUGAGCGUAUAAAUAAGUUAAAGACUGUCGCUACGGUUAGCAAAAAAAGUCGGUAAAUAAAAAUAUAUAGGUGUUUGUAUAUAAAAAAAUAUUCCACAAAUAUUAUAUUUAUU